This is a messenger RNA of Glarea lozoyensis ATCC 20868, 1167 nucleotides long. Its product is annotated as Protein kinase-like (PK-like). Gene Ontology annotation, biological process: mitotic spindle organization; protein phosphorylation; regulation of cytokinesis. Bases 1 to 1167 code for a protein of 388 amino acids. Lineage: Eukaryota; Fungi; Ascomycota; Leotiomycetes; Helotiales; Helotiaceae. The record is from RefSeq and is a predicted model, not a curated record. Gene Ontology annotation, cellular component: chromosome passenger complex; spindle midzone; spindle pole centrosome. Gene Ontology annotation, molecular function: ATP binding; protein kinase activity. The transcript is spliced from 3 exons.
AUGACUACCAGCAAUCUUGAGCUCCAUUUCGAGAGCCUUUCUGUCAAGGAUGAGAAUUCUUCGAAUGAUGGAAAGCGGAUGCACACCAAAAUUAUGGCAAGCUCGAGGGUAAAGCUUUCGGAAAACCCAAAUCGAUCGAAUCUUCUCAAAGUCGCGGUAGAAAAUCAAGUCAGAACCGUCGCUGCUCCCUCGAAAACCUCUCAGCUGGAAGGAUCAUCUAGGAAGCCAAUGGUCAUCUUGUUAAGCAAUAAGUCUGGGUCUUCGAAUGCCGAAUCACAAUCAACUCCCAUCUAUAAGCAGCCCACCGCUCCUAAGCUAUUCCAUCUUGGCAUGUUCGAAAUCGGCCGUCCAUUAGGAAAGGGGAAAUUUGGACGUGUAUAUCUUGUUCGAGAACGCAAAAGUGGAUAUGUGUGUGCGCUCAAGGUUCUACAUCUCAAUGAAAUUAGGCAAGGUGGGGUGGAGAUGCAGGUUCGACGAGAGAUUGAAAUUCAAAGCAAUUUACGGCAUCCUAAUGUUUUGCGACUCCACGGUCACUUCCACGAUAGCCGAAGAAUAUUUUUAAUACUCGAAUUUGCCGGCCAAGGCGAGCUUUAUAAGCAUCUUCAGCGGGAGACUCGUUUUCCUGAAUGGAAAGCCUCUCAGUAUAUUGCACAGAUGACAUCGGCGUUGAAGCACCUUCACAAGAAGCACGUUAUGCACCGAGAUAUCAAGCCAGAGAACAUUCUUCUGGGCAUACACGGCGAAAUUAAGAUUUCGGAUUUCGGGUGGAGUGUGCAUGCACCAGGAAAUCGACGAAAGACGCAAUGUGGGACUAUGGACUAUCUACCACCUGAAAUUGUGAAGAGGGAAUGGUACACCGAGAAAGUGGAUCUAUGGGCACUGGGGGUAUUGAUGUAUGAAUUGUUAACUGGACAAGCACCCUUUGAGGACUCUCCACCAGUCACAUACAGUAGAAUUGUUCGCUGUGAUAUGACCAUACCAAAAUUUGUGUCACGAGAAGCCAGAGAUCUGAUUAAGCGCCUACUGGUUGUUGAUCCAGAGAAGAGAAUGCCGCUGGAAGACGUUGAGAAGCACCCAUGGAUUUUGAAGCAUUGCUUGAAGGGAGAACGAGUAAGCAAGAGGGAAUCGUAUCUUGCAAUAAAAUCCUCCAAGAAUGAGCAACCGUGA